AGUCGAGUAAUUGCGAUUGUUCGUUCCAUUCCGUUCAGGAGUUUCUAGGGGUUUUAUUUACGGUAUCAUCUCACUUUUCUGAUCUUCGUGACCUGGUUUCCAUUAGUUAAAAUGGAGAAAAUCCGAAGAGCAUCUCAUGCUGGAUCAUGGUACUCUGAUAACCCAAGCAAACUGGGAGAAGAGCUUGAUGGUUGGCUGAGAGCAACUGGUUUGACUAAAUCUCCCGAUGUAAGAGGUGUAAUCGCCCCCCAUGCAGGUUAUUCAUAUUCAGGUCGGGCAGCAGCCUUUGCAUUUGGCAACAUAGAUCCAACGAACAUUUCUCGGGUGUUCCUUCUUGGGCCAUCUCACCAUUAUUACACUCCAAGAUGUGCUCUUUCAAGAGCCACGGUUUAUAAGACUCCUGUGGGUGACCUGCGAAUUGAUUUGGAAGUCAGCGAAGAGCUACAGGCCACAGGGAAGUUUGAAGUCAUGGAUCUUCGUGUAGAUGAAGCAGAACAUAGCAUGGAGAUGCAUUUGCCGUAUCUUGCCAAAGUAUUUCAUGGGUAUGAGGUCAAAAUCGUACCCAUUUUGGUUGGGGCACUUAAUUCAGAAAAUGAAGCCAUGUUUGGACGGUUGCUUGCCAAAUAUGUUGAUGACCCAACGAAUUUCUUUUCUGUUUCCUCAGACUUUUGCCACUGGGGAUCUCGGUUCAAUUACAUGCAUUAUGACCGGAAACAUGGGCCGAUCCAUAAGUCUGUUGAAGCUUUGGAUAGGAUGGGGAUGGAUAUCAUUGAAACGGGAGACCCAGAUGCAUUCAAACGGUAUCUGUCAGAGUUCGACAACACCAUUUGCGGUCGCCACCCUAUUAGCGUUUUCCUCCAUAUGUUGAAGAACUGCUCAACAAAGAUGAAGAUUAAUUUCCUACGAUAUGAACAAUCCAGCCAAUGCAAAACCAUGAGAGAUAGUAGUGUAAGUUAUGCUUCUGCAGCAGCAAAGGUUGAUACCUGAAGCCA
This is a messenger RNA of Telopea speciosissima, 992 nucleotides long. Its product is annotated as protein MEMO1. The record is from RefSeq and is a predicted model, not a curated record. Lineage: Eukaryota; Viridiplantae; Streptophyta; Magnoliopsida; Proteales; Proteaceae. The coding region runs from base 112 to 987 and encodes 291 amino acids. The transcript has 8 exons.